AAACAUUUUUGCACAAAAAUAAUCAAAUUCUACCUCAUACAGAGUAGGAUAUAUUUGCAAUCUACGGGGGGCUUGCUUGUUGCUAUUGGUCAAUGGUGCAAAGUUUUUUCUGACUCAGUGGUGUUUGAUGAUGUCAUGUUGCUCACGAGUAGAAGGCUGAGCUUUUUUUACAGUCAUAGGUCUGAGUAGGUGAGGAGAGUGCAAACUACAACUUUGGAAAAGAUUCGGGAAAUACAUUUCUAAUCAUACGGGGUGGAAACAUUUUCACCUAUUGGAUUUAUUGCUUGAGGAAUUAAUUUCUGUACAAUGGGGGAUUGACAUCAAGGUGUCUACGUCGUCUUUGUAGAAAGGCAACACUUUUUCCAGCCAUGGAACACUACAGUAGAUAAGGGACAGUUCUUGUGAAAGUCCCGUUGAUGUCAGAUCUUGGAAACGAAUGCUUUCGCGUUACUAGGAUUAACUGGUUGCUGGACAGUUCCAUUGGCGAUGCCACCCCAGGGCGACGGAGAUUAUAAACCUGUAGCGGUGUCGGCGAAGGUCCCACCGGUUCCUCCUCCGAGGGUUCGGAGCAGAGAGUCGUUUUCGGGCUCCAAGUGUCGGCCCGGUGGCGGAGAGCGCAAAGUGAAGUGUGUGCUUGUCGGUGACGGCGCAGUUGGGAAGACGAGCUUGAUUGUCAGCUACACCACAAAUGGAUAUCCAACUAAAUAUGUCCCAACUGCUUUUGAUAAUUUUUCAGCGGUCGUGGCAGUUGAUGGCAAGCCAGUUAAACUGCAGCUUUGUGACACAGCUGGGCAGGAUGAGUUUGACAAGCUGCGUCCGCUCUGCUACACCAAUGCAGACAUCUUCCUGCUGUGCUUCAGUGUCGUCAGCCCCUCCUCCUUCCAGAACGUAACAGAGAAAUGGGUGCUGGAGAUUCGCCGGCACUGCCCGCAGGCGCCGGUGGUUCUGGUGGGCACCCAGUCAGACCUGCGGGAGGAUGUUAAUGUUCUGAUUGAGCUGGCCAAGUACAGAGAGAGGCCUGUGGUGCCCCAGGAGGCCCAGCAGUGUGCCGAGGACAUGAGGGCCGUGUCAUACAUGGAGUGCUCGUCACUCACCCAGAAGAACCUCAAAGAGGUGUUUGACGCAGCCAUCGUGGCCAGCAUCCAGCACUCCGACAGUCAGCAGCAGCAGCAUCGACUGAAAAAACGGACUCCAGACAAGAUGAAGAAGCUUUCUAAGUCAUGGUGGAAGAAGUACUGUUGCGUGGUUUAGCCUCGAUCUGUGUGACAGGACGAACACAUGGGUUCCAAUUCUGCUUCCAUGUCAGCACGUUAACAGACUUCAGUGGCAGUAAGGAAAACAGUGACUGGAAUAUGGACGAAGGUCUGGUCUGGAGUAUCUGAGUUAUGUGUAGGUUAGGCCUCAAUGACCCCAUGCUAUUUUUGCUUUACCAACGUGAGCUGCACUGGAGACAGAGCUGACUUCCCUCAAAGUCUUCAUUGACUUUCCACUGCCUUAUAUCCAUGAUCCUGGGGGGACACAGCUUCUACAUGGUCAACCGUGGAAGAUGAAGCCCCCUUGAUAACCAGGAGGGCUUAUGUUGUUAUAUCAUUGUUUUAUUAACCUGGUUUACUCUGACCUUUCCCAUGGUAAGUGUACAGUAUGUAAACUCAGAUUCUAUUAGCAUAUGAGAUUGAGUCAACUUUCCGAUGUGGGAUUUACCAUCUCUUUGAUUUAGCAGUGCCUAUGGUAAAAAAAAAAAUCUGUGCAGUAAUCAGAUAAUGCGAGUUCAUUAUUUUAAUGCUUGUUCUUUCAGCCCAUAUUGGAGAGCCUCAUUUGGCUUGUUGUCUAAUAUACAAACCACUCAGAAACAUAGAAAAUUGAGCUCUGCUAAUGUUUUUCAGAAUUUCUAACUGUUGUUUACAUUAGGACACACAUUAGGACACUGUCCAAGCUCAUAUGAGGGUCACAGUCUCUAGCUAUGUGCUGGAAUUCUAACUAGACUUGUUGACCUUUGGUUCAAUUCACCAUAGCACCACCUGAGGAGUUUUAAACAAACACCACCAUGGCAACAUUUAAAGGGCUCCUUAUGUGCAUCAAAUGCAUGUGACAUGUCCCCUAUUUAUUUAUGUCAGAAGCUAGGUUUCCAUCCAAUUGGGGAUAACCUAGCUACUUUCAUGAUAAUAUUCUAAAAUCCACAUAAAGAAAAUAUGUGCAUUUUCCCUCCAUUGGUCUUUCACCACCCUGUGAAGUUCAUCAUGACAUAUUUCAUCUGUAGCCUAAUAAACUGCAUGGUUUCCUGAGUCAUAGUGGGAGGACCACACAGCAUAUCAUCUCGUGACUCCAAGUGACUACUUCGAUAUGAUGGUUAUUAUAUCAAAAGUUGCGCAUAAAGAUGUUUCCACCGCCAUUUCUCUCAUAAUUAAUUCUACUGACACAAAAAGAUCCCACAAUGUCGAACAAAAAAUUAUCUGUCGGCAUUUAUAUCAUUGUUCAGAAAAUUCCUGUUUCUAUCACAGCUGUCAUGAUUUUUUUAUAUACGGCAUGACUACUCGCAUAAAAACUAUAGAUGGAAAUGUGGUUAGUAGGUACACUAUAUAUACAAAAGUAUGUGGACACCUCUUCAAAUGAGUAGAUUUGGCUAUUUCAGCCACACCCGUUGCUGACAGGUGUGUAAAAUCGAGCACACAAUCUCCAUAGACAAACAUUAGCAGUAGAAUGGCCUUACUGAAGAGCUCAGUGACUUUAUAGGAUGCCACCUUUCCAACACGUCAGUUCGUCAAAUUUCUGCCCUUCUAAAGCUUCCCCGGUCAACUAAGUGCUGUUAUUGUGAAGUGGAAAGGUCUAGGAGCAACAACAGCUCAGGCGCGAAGGGAGGCCACACAUUGCUCACAGAACGGGACCGCGGAGUGCUGAAGCGCGUAGAAAUCAUCUGUCCUCGAUUUCAACACUCACUACCAAGUUUCCAACCAUUUAAGGAAGCUACGUCAGCAUAUCGAGAGCUUCAUGAAAUGGGUUUCCAUGGCCCAAGCAGCUGCACACAAGCCUAAGAUCACCAUGCGCAAUGCCAAGCAUCGGCUGGAGUGGUGUAAAGCUUGCCACCAUUGGACUCUGGAGCAAUGGAAACACAUUCU
Molecule: messenger RNA, 3113 nt
Organism: Salmo salar (Atlantic salmon)
Lineage: Eukaryota; Metazoa; Chordata; Actinopteri; Salmoniformes; Salmonidae
Product: rho-related GTP-binding protein RhoU
Biological process (GO): small GTPase-mediated signal transduction
Molecular function (GO): GTPase activity; GTP binding
Source: RefSeq, a predicted model, not a curated record